AUGGUGACCACAAGGAACACGAACGCGGAGGAUCAAUCGGAGAUGUUGAGGCUGAUGGAGCAGAGAAUGAUGGAGAUGCAGCGAAAGCAUGAAGAAGAGAUGGCUGCGGUGAGGGCCGAAUGUUUGGCCCAGAUCGCUAGGAGUAAGAGAGGAGACGGAGGUGAGCAGGGUGAGGGAGCCGGUGAGAAGCGGACGCCACUUGAGGGGGAGAAUAGUAGCGCCCACGCCGAGGGAAGAGAGGAGCGGGAAAACAAAGAUAGUCAAUCAUUAGUUAAGGUGGAGGAGUCGAGUGCAAUGGUGCCGUUCGUGCGAGAAAUAAUGGAAGUCCACAUAUCGGAGCAAUUUGUACCGCCACAAUUCAAGAUGUACGACGGAACGUCUGACCCGAACGCCCACAUUAAAUCAUUCAUCAAUGCCAUGACCUUCCGAACCGGAUGCGAUGCCAUUUGGUGCAGAGCGUUAUCUCUGUCUCUGGAAGGAGAAGCUUUGGAAUGGUUUAACUCACUGCCGGUUAAUUCUAUUGAAAAUUUCAAGAGUUUAGGAGAAAUGUUCAAGAGGCAGUUCGCCGCAAGUAGUAUGGAGGAUGUGACGGUUGUAGACUUGAUGAACUUGAAGCAGGGUAAGGAAGAGUCUCUCAAGUCCUUUAUGGACCGGUAUCAGAAAACAGUCCGCAGAGUUAAGGGCCUAAGUUUAGAAUUAGCCCUACAGUACGUGAUGCCGGCAUUGAGACCAGGCCCUUUCAAAGACAGCGUGUGCCGGAAUCCCCCCAUUACCAUGGAGGAGUUAAGGAAACGGGCGGCCGACGAAGCUCGGGUGGAGAAUAUGAAACAAAACUAUAGGCGAGAACAGCAAGAAGCUAAGGCGGAGAAGGGGGACAAUCGGAGAGCUGAAGGUCAAGGAAGUAAACCGAACGUACCCAGACUCAGAGAAGGGCCGAGGGGCCCCAGAUUCCCACAUUACACUCCUCUCAAUGCCCCCAGAGCUCGGAUAUUGCAGGAGGCUUUAAACACCCAAAUCCUGCCGGCACCUCAAAAGCGACCCACACCACAGGGGGCAGAUAUGAGUAAGCGAUGCCUGUAUCACCAAAAUUCCGGACACGAUACAGAAGAUUGCGUGACGUUGAAGGAUAAGAUUGAGGAGCUCAUCCGAAUGGGACGACUUCAACAGUACGUUAGGAGGGAGGAGGUCCGCCGAACGGAGGAACCGUCUAGAAGAGGACACUCUUACCCAAGACCGGCUAGUCCGACCCGAAGCAGCAGGAGGGAAGCGAAUUACCGGGCAUAUGAUCGUCCGUCUAGAGAUCAGGGGAGAAGGACGGACGGAAGGCAGAGGAGUCGCAGUAGGGACGCUUCGAGGGGACCCUUAAGAGGAACGAUAAACACCAUCUCUGGAGGAUUCGCGGGAGGAGGGUCCACUUCGUCUGCCAGAAAGAGGAGUAUCAGGGCGCUGAGGUCCAUACACGCGGUUGACGUCCGAAAAAGGUCAAUGCCGCCCAUCACCUUCUCGGACGAAGAUUUUCACGCCCCCGAUCCUGACCAGGACGACCCAAUGGUUAUCAACGUUGAGAUCGCCCGGUACGGAGUAAAUAGGGUGUUGGUGGACCAGGGAAGCUCCGUUAACAUNCUNUAUUGGAGAACGUUCCUUCAGAUGGACGUGUCUGAGGACCUUAUCGUCCCCUACGACGAGCAGAUUGUAGGAUUUGCCGGGGAACGGGUGGACACGAAGGGCUAUAUCGACCUCAACACCCGCCUGGGUACCGGGCGGGAGAGCGAGGAGAUGAAAGUGAGGUUCAUACUGGUAGAUGCCACAACCGCUUAUAAUGUCCUGUUAGGACGGCCGUGUCUUAACGCAUUCGGGGCGAUCGUUUCCACCCCCCACUUAACGAUGAAGUAUCCAACUAGACGAGGAACCAUUUGUACGGUAAGAGCCAACCAGAAGACAGCCCGCGAAUGUUAUGCAGCCGGUCUUCGUAUGUACCCGAAGGAAGAGAAGCGAAAAAUAAGUCGGUCCGAGGUCGCUUUGGCUGACCUCGAUCCGCGAACUAAUACUGACGAUCGGCUGGAACCGGUGGGGGAAACCCAACCCAUAUUGAUAGGAGCUAAGGCCAACCAAACCACCACUAUAGCAAGAGGGUUGCCUGAGGCUAUCGAAAAGGAGCUACGGAAUAUGCUAUGGAAAAACCGAGACCUGUUCGCAUGGACGGCAGCAGAUAUGCCAGGGAUACAUCCGUCAGUAAUGUCCCACAAGUUAUCGUUGUACAAGGAUGCCCGUCCGGUCUCCCAGAAGAAGCGAAAGAUGGGAGACGAGAAGAGAAGGGCGGUGGAGGAAGAAGUGAGAAAACUAAAGGAGGCGGGGUUCGUCAAGGAAGUGACGUACACGACAUGGCUAGCUAAUGUGGUCAUGGUCAAAAAGGCGAACGGAAAGUGGCGGAUGUGCACGGAUUACACAGACCUGAAUAAGGCGUGCCCUAAGGACUCUUACCCUCUGCCGAGCAUAGAUAAUCUUGUGGACGGCGCGUCCGGACAUAAGAUACUCAGCUUCUUAGACGCAUACUCCGGAUACAAUCAAAUCCCGAUGCAUCGUCCCGACCGGGAAAAGACAGCCUUCAUGUCAGAUCGAGCGAACUAUUGUUACGAGGUAAUGCCGUUCGGACUAAAGAACGCAGGCGCCACUUACCAGAGACUGAUGGACAGAGUCUUCGCCAAACAGAUUGGGCGAUGCAUGGAUGUGUACAUCGACGACAUGGUGGUACGGUCGCCUGAUGAACAAAGUCACCUGCGUGACCUAGAAGAAGUCUUCGGCGAAGUCUGA
Molecule: messenger RNA, 2811 nt
Organism: Vigna radiata var. radiata (mung bean)
Lineage: Eukaryota; Viridiplantae; Streptophyta; Magnoliopsida; Fabales; Fabaceae
Exons: 1
Coding region: 1-2811 (936 amino acids)
Source: RefSeq, a predicted model, not a curated record